Molecule: messenger RNA, 2759 nt
Organism: Schistosoma margrebowiei
Lineage: Eukaryota; Metazoa; Platyhelminthes; Trematoda; Strigeidida; Schistosomatidae
Source: the annotation of a GenBank genome assembly
UAGCUCACACGCUCUCAGGCGCUAAUUAUAAACAUUUCGGGUUUUCAGUAUCUUAGUCUUUUUUCACCCAUAUUUUCACUGAUAUGAAAUCAAUCAAAAAAACGUAAUUAUGGUCUAGUUAGUGACCAGAGUAAAAUAUAGACAUUAAGGUCAAAUAUGCCUGAAAUGUCUUGCAAACAUGCGAACCAAUUCUUCACACAGAAGACAAAUGAAAUUGCAUACAAAAAUAUAAUUAACCAUCUUGCUUUCCCAAAGUCCAAGCGUGGAUUCACUCAUAAGGCUUCAUUAUGUUGCACUUUAUGCAAAACACGAGGUGAAGAUUUCGACGUCUGCAAUAAAGAUUUGAUAAGACCUAGAUGUUUACUCGCGUGUGCUCAUUGUAUUCAUUUCGCUUGUUGGGAUUAUCGUCAUAUAUAUUUACACAGAGAAGACCAUCCUGAUCAUUAUCUUUCUGUUUGUACGGAACGUGGUGAAUUAUUUUGUACUGGUUGUGGUGAUUUUGUUUACCAUUCUGUGGCUGAAAGUUUUCAUCAGUCUGCAUGUCGCACUUAUUUAGCUCAAUUUGGUUUAUCCAAUCGUUAUUGGAGACCAUCAUUCGAUGAAUUACGUCUAAUACCUCAUAUCACUCCAGUAUUACCCUUAACUGUAAAUGGCUGUUCUGGAGCUAUGCGCGGUCUUAUCAAUAUGGGCAAUACAUGUUUCUUAAAUGUUGUCAUACAAGCGUUGACGCAUACACCCGUUUUACGAGAUUAUUUAUUGGCUGAUUUACAUAGGUGUUCAAGUCCAACUCGAUCACGUAACUGUUUAGCUUGCGAAAUGGUUCGCAUUACACAAGAGUUAUAUAAACCCGUUGUUACUCCAUUCGUACCAAAUAAUCUACUGUAUGCAAUUUGGUUACAUGCAAGUCAUUUAGCUGGUUAUGAACAACGGGAUGCUCAUGAAUUUCUUAUAACAUUGUUAACUUUAAUACAUGGUCAUCUUGUUGGCGAGGAAUCACCACACGAUCACGAAGAGAAUUGUACAUUGACUGGACAAAAACUUAUCAAUGAUCAACAACCACGUUCUUCUAAUCCAAAUCGUAAUUUUACUAAUACAAAUCAUGAUUUACUACAUCCUCAUCAGCAUAAUAGUAAAGUGAUUAGAGAAACGCCGAAAAUAAUCAAUUCAACUGAAUGUAUUCCACAACCGGAUUCAAAUUCACAAGCAUCAUCAGUAUCGAGUUCUCGAGAAAGUUCCGAUUCUUGUGAUUGUAUUGUUCAUCAGGUGUUUUUUGGUGAUUUGGAAUCUGUCAUAUCAUAUGAAGGUUGUGAGCAUAGAUCAUCAACAGUAGAUCCAUUCUUAGAUCUUUCAUUAGAUGUAAUUCAACGUGGUUCUACUUCAUUGCAAGCAUGUCUUGGAUCCUAUUUUCGACCAGAAUUAAUUGAUGGUUUAAUAUGGUGUUCACAAUGUAAUAUUGGUCGACCGGCUGUUAAACAAUUCAGUUUACUUCAUUUACCUAAUGUUUUAUGCUUUUAUCUCAAGCGUUGUCAUCAUGAUACGAAAAUCAAUACAUCGAUCACAUUCCCUGUUGAAUUGGAUAUGGCUCCGUAUUUACAUCAAAUUGUCGGCGACCAAUCAGCUUGGUAUGAUAAAUAUUCUCUAUAUGCUGUAUUAAAUCAUAGUGGUCAAACUAAUUCUGGUCAUUACACAGCUUAUAUACGUGUUGGUCCUGGUGCUUGGUGUUUAUGUGAUGAUCAAAAAGUUGUAUCAGUUAAUUUAAAUGAUGUUUUACAUACAGAUGCAUAUGUAUUAUUGUAUCAUAAGAAUUUAUUAGCUGUACGCAUUUAAAUUUAUCUCUUCCCUUCCCUUUCCUUUCUUCCUUGUCUCUUCACUCCUCCUCUCUCUCUCUCUGUGUCUCUCUCUUGGAUAUUUCUCCAAUUUAUCCCCCCCCUUUCUACCAAAUUAUUUCCCUCCCCCUCUCUCAGAAAAAAGACAACAACAACAACAAAAAAAACAAAUAGAAAAUCGUAUUUCUCUUUUUUUUAUAGUGGAAAAUGUUUAUUUUUUUUACAAAAAAAAAGAAGAAAAGAAUGCAUUGUCUAUUGUUGUUAUUGUUUGUUUUUCUGUUUACUUUAUUCUUUGCUUAAUACUCGACUAUUACUAUUAUUAUUGUUACUAUUCUGUUUUUUAUAACUAGAGGGUAAUCGUAUUAGUAAUAGUAAUUUUUAACAACAACAACAACCAAUUGUCUUUCAUGGAUUGAUUCAAAAGCAAAUAAAUAAAGUGGUUACCUCUUCAAUUCUUAACUAUUCCACCACAGAUUUUAGAUUUUUGACACAAACGUCACUCACAUCCAAUUUGAUUAAAUAAAGUUUUGACAUGAUAGUUCAUGAUGAAAUCGCCUCUCAACUCCCUUUACCCCCCGGAAAAAAGAUCUAAUUUCUAAUGUUAACAAUCAAUUGUAUAUCAUAAUUCGAAUACUUCAUAUUGGUUUAUAACCUUCAUUUUGGUCCUGUUUAUUAAGUGGAUACUAUCAAGGUCAAUGUAGCAUCCUUCAAUGGUAUAUCCAUAAAUUAUAGUCUUACUGAUAGAUCUGUAUGUUUAGUAUUUUUCACUAUAUUUAUACAAACUUUUCUUCAAUUAUGAUUCUAGUUCUUCUUUGUUUUGUUUCUCAAUGUAUCUAUGUUUGUCUGUUUUACAAAAUGGUACAACAUUAUUCAUUAUUGUAUUAUCGAAAGUUGUAAGAAAUAUACGUAUAUGUUUAUUUGGUUAUGUGUGUA